This is a messenger RNA of Zophobas morio, 5209 nucleotides long. RefSeq lists its product as uncharacterized. Lineage: Eukaryota; Metazoa; Arthropoda; Insecta; Coleoptera; Tenebrionidae. The transcript has 7 exons. The coding region runs from base 114 to 5102 and encodes 1662 amino acids. The record is from RefSeq and is a predicted model, not a curated record.
UUACCGUUGAUAUUUAAAAUUGUUUCAUUAGUUGUUUGUGUUGUGUGAAAUAAUCCUGUAAAAAGUGUUAAGUGUUGUGUGAGAAUAUUGAAUUGACUGAAUAUUUGAUUAAGAUGGAACCCGAACCAGAAAAGUUGGAGGAACCAGAAAAGCCCAUUUCUAAAAGAAGAUCUUCGAUAUUAAAAAUAGCCAAAGUGAGAAACCCGUUUGAGGAAAUCGAAACAACGGAAACCUACACCGACUUCAACAGCACCAAACCAGUCCGUAGAGUCAGUUUCGCGAGCAGCAAUUUCAUAAAGCCAUUCGUGGCAGAUCCCGAAAAAAACACAAUAUGGGAUACCACGUACGAAGAAGACGUAAAUCACACGAACUCGACUCAGUCUUCGCAAGACCACAACACACACAGCUCCACGAAACUGGGAUCAACAUUCCACGAGUCCGGACCAUCACUACAUAAUAUCACGAUGUUAUCCGAACAAGAUAUGGAAUAUACCAACGUAUUGUUACUUGCAGAUAAGGAAAAUAUUGCACAUUACCCCCCACAAAAGAAAUUCAGUCUGGUUGACUAUGCCAAAAAAUUGUCGACAAAUUCUAAAGACGUCGUACUUGAUAAAACGACAGUUGUGUCAAAGAGUAUGGAAUUAACAUGUCUUGCGCUUGAUAAAACUAGCGAAAGCGUAUAUGAUCGUCAAAUUGGAUUCAGCGAAGUUUCUUUGCACAGUGAUGUGAAGGGAGAAAAUUCACGCAUAAACGAGAUGGAAUUUACUUGUCGAAUUCCACUAAACAAUUCAAUAAAAACUGAUGAAAUCCCAAAAGGUGGCAAAAGAUUGUCAACAAAGUGUGAUAAAACAACAGUUGAAUCAAAGAGUAUGGAAUUAACGUGUCAUACUCUCAAUGAAAAUUCACGCAUAAACGAGAUGGAAUUUACUUGUCAAAUUCCUCUAAACAGUUUAGUAAAAACGGAAGAAAUCUCAAAAGGUGCCAAAAAAUUGUCAACAAAGUGCGAUGAUGUUGUAGUUGAUAAAAUUUAUGAAAACGAAUAUGAUUGUGAGACUGGAUUUGGAGAAAUUUCUUUGGCUAGUGAUGUGGUAAAGGCAGAAAAUACAGAUAACAUGGAAUUUACUUGUCACCACCCUCUGAACAGUUUAGAAAAAACCAAUAACACAGUGACAAAUAGAAGCCAAAUUUCAAGAGGUAAUCUCACAAUGGACUUCACGUGUCUUUCUGGUCUCCCUUCAACACAAAUAAAUGCUAUGGAAUUUACUUGCCAGACUCAACCAAAUCUAGAGAUUACUCGAGUUUCAGAAAGUAAUUUAACAAAAACUGCCCAAACUAUGGAACUCACUUGUCAAAGCACUGAAGCCCAUUCCACAAAAAUAGGUGAUGCUACUGAAUUUUGUCAGCCCCAGCAAAACGAUUGCACGAAAAAUGUUACUGGAGAAUUAGAAUAUCAGGUUCAAAAUAAGUCAUUAAGAAACCACUCCAUCAGAUUAGAUUCCAUAGACGUGAAUAUGCCAAUAAGUUCAGCAGAUGUUGACACCGAUCUGUGUUGGGACGACGAUAAUCCACAUAGUUGUCCAAAAAGACCCAAAUUUGACUUUGCGGACAUUUCUCAAAACAUUUCUAUCAAUUCAAAAGAAGCAGCGGCUAUCGCUCAAAUGUCGAUCGGUAAUUUUAUGAAAAGAGACGACUCUUCUUACUCGGUUUCUCUUCAAUGUUUAGUUAAUGAGAACACCAAGACUGGUAUUAAAACCAAAUCGUUCGAGAAAAAUGAAACUCUUCGGGAAAAAUCUUGCCUAGCAGUGGAUGAUAAUGAAUUAAUACCAGGAAGUAUUAAAAACACUUCUAAAAAUCUUGAAUUAACCGACAUUGCUGAAAAUGUUGUCUUACCGAAUAAAUCAAUGGAAACUUCUCGUCAAAAUAUUUCGCAUUGUGGCAAUAAACUCUAUAAGAAAAGGAGUUCUGAAAUGUUGAUAUGCUUUUCGCCGGUUGCUCAAACUACAGUCGAUCAAAAUCUUAUUUUAAAAGACAGUUCUAAUGGUUCAUUGGCAGUUAACGAAAUUUUUGUGGGCAAAAAAGACAACGAAUGUGAACGCAGUUGUCAGAUACCAACAGAUCAAGUGAAGGAAUCAUCAGGUUUCAAUAACACGUCUAAACUGCGUAACUCCAACACAAAAGAAGAGAAAUCUUGUUCUGCAAUGGAAAUUGAUGAGAGUUUUCUAGACGUUGAAAACCAACCACCAGUUGGUGUUUUAAACACUCCUUGUCAGAAUGCAGGUGAUAACAGUAUAAGAAAGCCUUUGAUUGAUGUUGAAGUCAAAAGUAUUCCUCAAAACCAUUCUCUAGUGGCGAGCGAACCCGUGAACGUCUCUCAAAUAUCAGAUGGUAAUUUGACAACACAAAACAAAAGCUACUCUAUUUGUCAAGAUCUAUUGAAUAUUCCCGUUCAUAAUGACACCACAGUUCCGUUAGGCGAUAAUGUGACAAAACUAAAUGAAAUCUACCCAGCUUGUCAAAAUCUGUCAAAUAUUGAUAAUAACACCAGAUUUGAUGGUAAAAAUGACAAGUCUGCGUUAUCGAUACCUAUUCCUUCAGAUGGUGAUUUGACAAAACUAAAUGGCAACUGUUCUUUUCGUCAAGAUUCAGCAAAUAUUUUGGUUGGUGAUAACACCACAUUUGAUAAUAAAUCUACAUUAUGGCCACCUAUUCCUUCUCAGUCAAUGACAUUUCAGAAAAAUGUAACCCUAGAAGAAAAAUCUUGCUCCAUGAUGAAAGUAGAUCAAACUUAUGUAAAUAAAAGUGUCAUGGAAACAACAGCGGCAAUUUUAAAUCCUGAGCUGAUGGCCACCAAGUUUGAUAAUAAAAAUGAUAACUCUACAUUACCGUUUCAUAUUCCUUCUCAGUCAAUGACAGUUCAGAAAAAUGUAGCUGUAGAAGAAAAAUCCUACUCCAUGAUGGAAGUGGAUCAAACUUAUGUAAAUAGAAGUGUCAUGGAAACAAAAGUGGGAAUUUUAACUCCAUUUGAUAAUAAAAAUGAUAACUCUACAUUACCGCUUCAUAUUUCUUCUCAGUCAAUGACAGUUCAGAAAAAUGUAGCUGUAGAAGAAAAAUCCUACUCCAUGAUGGAAGUGGAUCAAACUUAUGGAAAUAAAAGUAUCAUGGAGACAAAAGCGACCAUUUUAAAUCCUAAUUUGAUUACAGAUGACACCAGAUUUGAUAAUAAAAAUGAUAACUCUACAUUAUCGCUACAUAUUCCUUCUGCAAAUAAAUCUCAGUCAAUGACAGUUCAGAAAAAUGUAAAUGUAGAAGAAAAAUCUUGCUCCAUGAUGAAAGUAGAUCAAACUUUCGUAAAUCAAAGUGUCAUGGAAACAACAGCGGCAAUUUUAAAUGCUCAUUCGAUUCUAAAUUACACCAGAUUUGAUAAUAGAGACGAUAACUCUACAUUAUCGCUACAUAUUCCUUCUGCUAAUAAAUCUCAUUCAAUGACAGUUCCGAAAAAUGUCGAAGAAAAAUCUUGCCCUACGAUAAAAAUAGAUCAAACUUAUGUAAAAGUGGAAAUUUUAAAUGCUUCUAAUUAUAGCGACCAACAUCUGAAUGUAAAUAGAAACCUUGACAACAAGUUGGUAAAAUCUCCCGAACAAAAAUUACAACACGACCAAUCGAACCUAGAAUUAACCUCCACUAUUCCGGUAAUCAAAACACAACUGCCCAACUUGUCGACUUUAAAACACGAACUAAGCGCUUUGCGAACGCCAGAGCAGUCAUUCCACCUAAAUUUGACUAUGAGUUCUGGUAUUGACGACACUCAACAACUGCUUCAGUGCACUUAUUCUAAAAGUCAACCGGUAUCUUUCGCGACGCCUAAGUUCGAGGACAAAGACUCCAGUGGUUUCACCUGCAAUUUGGAAAACACAGGACACAUUAGUCGUCCAACUUUGACCAACAUCAGCGAGUAUGAUUUAGAAGAAAACCUAGAAAUAGGGAGGCGUGAAUAUAAGGAAUCGCCGGACAUUUCCAUAUUUGACAUUCCAAGAAACAGCAAACUGAACAACAUUAAUGACACUUACGUCUUACAACAUAAGAAAAAAUCGGAUGAAUCGACACUUCAAACCAGUUAUUGCGACGAAGACAACAGUGUGGGGAUUAUUGCAGAUGAUUGUCUACAAACGUUAGGUAGUGAAGACCAGUUGAUUACGGACGACGCAAUAGAAGAACUUAACAAAAUGGCUGACACUUCUCCAACGAUAAAAAAAGUGGAGCUAAAGAAAGUCAAGCUUGAAAUAAGAAGAGUUAGUGAGUUGUCAGAUUUGAUGGAACGGAUUCAAAGACAGCGAGCCGAAAUAAAAAAUUAUCUGGAAAAUUUCAAGUUCAGGCCUUUCCGUAUCCCCGAAGAACUCACGAUUUGGGAGUGCAAUAAAUCGCGCAAUAAUUCUGAUCUCUUGAUGGAAAGUAGUGACGAAAAUUGCGACAGUUGUCCCACGAUGGAAGACAGGAUCAGAGAGCAUGAAAAAAGCUGUCAAAAGUGCUGGAAACUGGAGAUGGUAGACGACGAUUUUUAUCACUUUUCUACGCUAUUUGGAACUUUGGUGUUUGUGGUACGACUGGAUGACGAGUCUGGUAAAGUUAUCAAUGUCCAAACAACAAGCAAACUGAAAGAAACCGCUAAACCGUUCGCGCAAUACGUCAUGAAGUUGUUUUUGGACAGAUUUGACACGCAAGUCGUGAAGUCUGCCAUUGGGAAUCGUUUUGACAUGUUGUCACUGUUGGAUUACGUUAAAAUGACAAUGUUACGACUUCAUCGCUUCCAAAGGGAAUUCAUGUUGUGUCAUGUGUUAAAAAUGGAGGAAGAAUUUGUGGCUAAAUUUACGAUAUGCAGCGUACCCUUAGGUAUACAUUGCGAUGUCUUGGUAGAUGUCGCCGACGUAGAAAACUUAAACUUUGAGAAAGACUUAAGAAUUGUAUCUCAUAUUGGAGUCGUCAACCAAAACGAAGUUAUAAAUUUAGCAAAAAAGUCUCCCAAAGGCUUAGAUUUUUUCCAAGGUUUUGCUAAAAGCAUAGAGGAAUAUUUUAAUCACAAAGAAAAAAAAAGAUUGGAGAAAUGAGUUCUUAGUUCGAAUGUUAUUCAGAUUCGUCACAAAGUGCAAAUUAGGUUUUAAAAAAAUUCUUUUAUAUAUAUCGUACGUUUAUAAUAAAUGCUUUUCUUGUACAA